AUGGCUACUAACGUAGCUCGGUCUUUCUCAGGAUCUCGUCUUUUAUUAAAGUUUCAGAGGCUUCAUUUUCCUUCAGAGGCUGAGGCUGAUCCAAAGGAUAAGGAGUCAGAAAAGGAACGCGAGACGAAGGCUGGGGUUGAUCCAAAGGACAAAGAGAUUGCAAUGCUCAAGGAUAAACAUCUUCGCUGUUUGGCCGAACUAGAAAAUCAACGUGAAAUUUCGCGUCGAGAAGUAGAGAUGGCUUCUCAAUUUGCAAUUCAAAAAUUUGCUAAAGAUAUUUUAUCUGCAGUGGACAAUUUGGAACUUGCCUUAGCGUCUGUUCCACCAGAGCUACGUACCGAACCUACUGUUCCUACAGAGUCCGCUUCAAUUACUAAUAAAUUGGUUAAUUUAUAUAAAGGAGUUUAUUUAACGGAAUCAGAAUUAUUAAAUACACUUAAACGUCACGGAAUAGAAAAGAUCGAACCAAAGUUAGGAGAAAAAUUUGAUCCAAAAAUCCAUGAAGCUUUAUAUCAAGCAAGUGUAAAUGGUCAAGAUGUUGGGACUAUUUUUGAUAUACAAAAAAUAGGAUACAGUUUAAAUGGCAGGAUUCUUAGACCUCCUCAGGUUGGAGUUGUUAGGGCCGCUGAUUAG
Molecule: messenger RNA, 633 nt
Organism: Dentiscutata erythropus
Lineage: Eukaryota; Fungi; Glomeromycota; Glomeromycetes; Diversisporales; Gigasporaceae
Source: the annotation of a GenBank genome assembly